AUGGCGGCGGCGAGGUGGUCUCUUGUAGUAGUAGUCGGCGCCGCCGUCGCCCUGUCUUGUUCAUCGCGGUGCGCCGCUGCGUCGACGGCCGCGUCCAGCAGCAGGCCACUGGCGUACGCGGCGGGCUCCGACGACUCGUCGUCGCCGCCGAAGGCGUCGCUGGACUGCGGCACGGUGACGUCGCUGCUGGCGGGCUGCGCGGCCUUCGUCCGGCGCGGCGAGGCGGCGCCCUCUCAGUCCGUGCCGGCGCCCGGCGCGGCGUGCUGCGAGGGCGUGGCGGAGCUCUACGCCGUGGCGGCGGACUCCGCGGACAACUGGCGGUCGGUGUGCGGCUGCAUGGCGGGGCUCGUCCGGCGGUACAUCUCCAACGCGUCCGCCAUCGCGCUGCUGCCGGUGCUCUGCGGCGUCCUGCCGCCCGCCGGGCGCGCCGUCGGCGACACCCUGCACGUACUGCACAAGCCCUCCUUGAGGUCGCAGCCAUGGCCGGCCGUGAAAGGGUAAUCGUCAAGAGAAAUUAAAUGUCCUGGUGAUGAUGUCGACGGAGUUGCUUGUUAUGUACACGCUAGAAAAUAAAGUUUGAAGCACAGAUUCUUUUUUGAAAUUAUUGGACAAUAGCUAGCUAGAUUUUUCCAGUAAAUUGUUUGGUGUUGGUCUUUUA
Molecule: messenger RNA, 658 nt
Organism: Panicum virgatum (switchgrass)
Lineage: Eukaryota; Viridiplantae; Streptophyta; Magnoliopsida; Poales; Poaceae
Product: putative non-specific lipid-transfer protein 14
Exons: 2
Coding region: 1-501 (166 amino acids)
Biological process (GO): lipid transport
Cellular component (GO): membrane
Molecular function (GO): lipid binding
Source: RefSeq, a predicted model, not a curated record